UAGUUUUUUUUUGUGUUUUUGCAACAAUGCUCAUCUUGUGGCCUCUUUGUAUAAUGCUGAAAGGACAACGACUUCUCCGCUAGUCUGUCUUUGCGUUUGUGCUGUCUUGACAACACCAACACACUUCCAAACGGAUAAUUUUCCGGAGCACGCUGCCAUCCUGCCCCCUGGGUAAUGACGAGCGGCAGCAUGAGUGGGGGUGUGUCUGGACCCACUUCUCCACCCCACCCCACUGUUCCAUCAAGACCUCUCCGGCCUAGUCGCUAUGUGCCAGUCUCUGCGGCAACAGCCUUCUUGGUCGGAGCAACCACCCUCUUCUUCUGCUUCACGUGCCCUUGGCUUUCAGAGCAGUUUUCCGUCGCUGUGCCAAUCUACAAUGGCAUUAUGUUUCUGUUUGUUCUUGCCAACUUCUGUAUGGCCACCUUUAUGGAUCCUGGCAUCUUCCCUAGAGCUGAGGAAGAUGAGGAUAAAGAGGAUGAUUUCCGAGCUCCUCUUUAUAAGACUGUGGAGAUUCGAGGCAUUCAAGUGCGGAUGAAGUGGUGCUCUACUUGCCGUUUCUACAGACCCCCACGUUGCUCACACUGCUCCGUGUGCGACAACUGUGUGGAGGAUUUUGAUCAUCACUGUCCGUGGGUCAACAACUGUAUCGGCCGGAGGAACUACCGUUACUUCUUCCUGUUCUUGCUCUCUUUGACGGCUCACAUAAUGGGCGUAUUUGGCUUCGGCCUGCUUUUUAUUCUCUACCACACCCAGCAGCUGGACCGAGUGCAUUCGGCUGUCACUAUGGCUGUCAUGUGUGUCGCUGGGCUUUUCUUCAUCCCAGUGGCAGGUCUCACUGGUUUCCAUGUCGUUCUGGUGGCAAGGGGCAGGACCACCAAUGAGCAGGUAACAGGGAAGUUCCGGGGAGGUGUGAACCCCUUCACAAAUGGCUGCUUGAGGAACGUUUCACACGUUCUGUGCAGCUCACAGGCACCCAGGUAUCUUGGUAGAAAGAGGAAAGCUCAGACAGUGUCUGUUCAGCCUCCUUUCCUCCGACCGCAGCUUACUGAGGCUCAACUGGCAGCCAAGGUGCUCGACAACGGAAUCCAAGGAGACCUUCACCGGUCUAAGAGCAGUUUGAUGGAGAGUCAGUCUGCUGAUGCCGAGCCUCCACCUCCACCUCCACCUAAACCAGAGCUCAGAUACCCUGGGCUGUCCCGAGGACCUGCCGGACACUCCGAGGAGAGUAGUCUGUUGAAUAAAGCCCCGCCCACCCCCACCAUGUUCAAGUACAGGCCCACAUACAGCAGCCCGGGCAAGAACCACACUGCCCUCACACAUGCCUAUGCCAACCAGAUGAGUCGCGGGGACAGUCUUAAAGAGUCCUCUUCCUCUCUCUUCCAGUCCAGUCAGCAGCCAGGCUAUCGCUCUGAGCCCAGUCUGGAUGGGAACGAGGGGGGUGGAGUGGAGCGAAGAGGGCCAGAGCGAACACCUGGGGGUCCUGGAGGACCUCCAGGCUCUGGGAUCACCGGAUACUCCCUAGGAGGGCGUUCGUAUCCCUCCUUCUCUGAUCCCACAGUUCUCGCCGGAGGGGCCCCGCGGUCCUCGCGGUCCUCCAGUGUUCGCUCUUCCCACAAUGCCCCUCCAUCCGAAGCCACCACCUCCACCAGCUACAAGAGCUUAGCCAAUCAGACGCCACCGCCAGCUCCUCGGAAUGGCAGUCUGUCAUACGAUAGCCUGCUCACAUCGUCCGAAAUCCCAGAUUUUGAGUCGGCAGCACCUGAGAUGUCACCAGGCCGACCGCGCACGCCUGUAGUUGGAUACAGUUCACCUUUCCUGUCAGCACAGAUCGCCCAGCAGCGGGAGACGGAGCUCCACCAGCCAUCUGCCUCCAGCGCUGCCCUCCUCGCCUCACCGCAGCACACUGGCUAUCUACGUGGCUCCACCACUUCUCCGCCCGCUCCACCUGAACGUGAGCGGGAACGUCUGCUGCACGACUCUCAGCAUCAGCACCACCACCACCACCAUCAUCACCAUCACCAUCGGCCGCUCCGCUUCUCUCGACCUCCCCUGCUCUCUGACUCGGGCCCACCUCAGCCCUCAUAUCCAUACCGCACGCGCUCCACUGACACGCCCCUGCCGCCCAGCGCUCACCCGCCACACUCGCCACACCCUCCGCCGCUGGGGAAGUCUCUGUCUUACUCUAGCGCUGCCGCUGCAGAGAUGCAGUACCGCCUGGUCCGCAAAGCCUCGGCCUCGGUCGGGGGAGGGGGCAUACAGGCGCCAAAGGACGAGAUUCAGAUGAAGUCAUAUAGUCGGUCAAACGGGCAACCGAAACCUUCCACCCCCUCGUCCCCCUCUCAUCCUGUCAGCGUGUCCACUCGCCCAGGUCAGGCAUAUUCCAGUGCUGGCUCUUCUCAGAGCCCCGCCCAAAAGCCUGGAGGCGGGGUGAAGAAGGUGACUGGCGUCGGAGGGACCACUUACGAGAUAUCAGUGUGAGAGAGACUCUGGUUUGACCCAUGUUGUCCAGAAUGGAGCCAUGGACUCAUGUUCCUUUGACACAGCAGAGAAAACCCUGUUUGGUGGACAUUUAUUAGUGCCUCCUGGAAAGAUCUGAAAACUUCUGUCCUCUGCUGUUAUUUUUUGACCAGCAGGUUUUGGUUCGAUAUGACAUAGAGGAGGAGGAGGAGGAGCAGGGGGUCAUUCAAUCCGUGAUAUAUUAGUGGGACUUUAGGACUCCUCACCAGUAAGGAGCUGGAGCGCAUAAUCAGUUUGAUGGCAAAGGACCAGAUUGCCUUGAAAACAUUUCAGUACAUUACAACAACAAAAAAGAUUUUUAUCCAACAUAAAUGUGUAAAUUGUUCUGUAUAGACAAAAAAUGAUCAGUUGUGUUAGUUUUUUUUUUUUUUUUUUUUAAUCACCGAGUGGAUUUUUACAAAAAAGGACCUGUGGCAUUCAGUAGACAUUUCAGACCACUGUGUUUGGCUUGUGACAAUGUUGCGUCCGUAUCCAAAAUCCAAUCAGCACCAGGGAAGCAAAACAGUAGAAAAGAUAAGGAAAUGGACUAAAGCAUUAUUUAAAUGACAGCAGCCUUUUAAAGUUCAAGUAGUGUUUUCUGAGCAAUGGCUUUGGAAAUUCAAGGAAGUUUUUAUUUAAUUUAUAAAGUGUUAUUUUAUAUGACUUUAUAAAUGGCUAUUGAUAAAAUCUUUUUUCUUUACUUUUUUUUCUACAAAGGCUGAUAUUUGUUCUCUAUGGACUUUUAUCUAAUCAAAUAGAGAGAUAAAGAGCUGAUGGCCGCUCUAGCUGGAAAGUGAUCAACCAGUAAUCAGAGGGUUAAUCGUAGCAUAAAAAUGCAUUUGAUAUGGUGGAGCCCAAUCUGUGGGGAAUAUUUCAAAUUUUAUCCUAUAAACAUUGGAUUGGCUGCCUCUUAGAUCGGAUUUAUUUUUUCAUUUUGUUUUAUGUGAAAGCCAAAUCUCAUUGGUGGCCUUGUCUAGCCAGCCAUGUAGGAUGUUAAAGCUUCCUGCUCACGAUGCCACAGAACAGUGGGAAACUAUAUCUGUGCCCUCUGAUUGGACAGCAGUUGAACCAAUCAGUGAAAGUUAGCUGUCAUUAUGAAUCAGUGAAAGCCUUUUAUUUUUAAUGAUUUAAUUCUUAACUGUUGCAUUUGAGAAGAUUGUGAUGUUGUGCAGGACUCAUUUCAAUCAAUGUCUGUCUUGUCAGGGGUGUUGAUCAACAUUUAGAUCAGAGCUGGCCAAUCAGGAGACAGAAUGUAUUUGUUGACUUGUAUAAAGCCAAUGAAUACACUUAUAGAAAUAUUUUGGAUCAAAAGAUGGAUUGAAGGGAGGGAGGGUAUGAAAUAAAGAACGUGUACUGUAUAGUUCAGUGUGAGUGAACAUGGUUGUGAAUAUGUGUAUGCGUGUGUGUGUGUUUGAGCAUUGGUAAUAAACUCUUUAUAAAUCA
Carassius carassius (crucian carp) is the source of this 3939-nucleotide messenger RNA. It is a transcript of the gene zdhhc5a, whose product is annotated as zinc finger DHHC-type palmitoyltransferase 5a. Gene Ontology annotation, molecular function: palmitoyltransferase activity. NCBI's taxonomy places the organism in Eukaryota, Metazoa, Chordata, Actinopteri, Cypriniformes, Cyprinidae. The record is from RefSeq and is a predicted model, not a curated record. The transcript is spliced from 11 exons. Bases 175 to 2478 code for a protein of 767 amino acids. Gene Ontology annotation, biological process: protein palmitoylation.